This is a messenger RNA of Seriola aureovittata, 3217 nucleotides long. RefSeq names its product homeobox B7a (gene hoxb7a). NCBI's taxonomy places the organism in Eukaryota, Metazoa, Chordata, Actinopteri, Carangiformes, Carangidae. Bases 108 to 1001 code for a protein of 297 amino acids. The transcript has 2 exons. Gene Ontology annotation, cellular component: nucleus. Gene Ontology annotation, biological process: anterior/posterior pattern specification; regulation of transcription by RNA polymerase II. The record is from RefSeq and is a predicted model, not a curated record. Gene Ontology annotation, molecular function: RNA polymerase II cis-regulatory region sequence-specific DNA binding; DNA-binding transcription factor activity, RNA polymerase II-specific.
GAGGGGUGAUUUUUGUGUGUGUGGGUAAUUCUAGACAGUUAUACUCCGCCAAUAAUUCACUGCCGACAUUAAACCGCCCCAGGUCCACAAAUCAACAGCGCCAAAUUAUGAGUUCGCUCCACUUCGCCAACGCGCUGUUUCCCAAAUACCAACAAGCCGCUGCGAGCUGCUCCGCUCAGCUCUUCACAGACUCUUCAACUUCUCCCUCCCCGUCUUCCUCUGCUUGUCCUGCCGGGUCUUCUUCGUGCGCCCUCGCUUCCAGCGGAUAUCACCACCAUCAUGUCUCCAAUGGGAGAAACAGCGGAAGACUCCCUUUCCCUCCCCCCUCCUCUUCUUCUUUUUCUCCCUCCUCCUCCUCCUCCUCCUCUUCCUCCUCCUUCCCCCCCUCCUCUACUUCCUUAUGGUUCUGUUUGUCUCUUUCGGGACUGAACGGGAACAGCGGGGGCACUCAGCCCAGCACGCAUCCUCUGAACCGCGCAGAAAUCCGCACUGGAGGGGCUUACAGCGCGCCGGGAGCCGCACCGCCGUGCUCCUCUCUGCAGAGAUGCGCCGCGGAGGAGCGGUUCCCCCGUCCGCCUCAGCUCUGCUCCUCGCUGGCCGCCAGGGCGCCUGAGCCGGCCUGCAGGAUGCAGAGACGUUCGGAGCAGCAGCAGCAGCAGCAGCAGCAGCCUCAGCCAAACCAAGAGAGGCUACAGAUUUACCCCUGGAUGAGAAGCUCAGGUGCAGACAGGAGGCGCGGCCGGCAGACGUACACGCGCCACCAGACGCUCGAGCUGGAGAAGGAGUUCCACUUCAACCGGUACCUCACGAGACGGCGGAGGAUCGAGGUCGCGCACGCGCUCUGCCUCACUGAGCGGCAGAUCAAGAUCUGGUUCCAGAACCGGAGGAUGAAGUGGAAGAAGGAGAACAGGGCGACCGAGAGCGGCUCCCCGACAGCAGCACCUCUACCGACGGCUGAGGAGCAAGAGGAGGAGGAGGAUGAAGAGGAGGAUGAAGGAUAACUAGACUGGACACUGCUGAGGAACAAAGCAGGAUAACAAAGUGUUUCAGCUUCACUCUGCAGUCAGGUUAUUGUCACCCAGCAACAACUGCACUGUAAAAAAAAAAAUCAUACAGGAUUUUAGUGGUUUCAUCUUUUCUCAUUAACUUCAUGUAAAUUUGUAAGUUUUGUUCAUUUCAAUUGAUAAACAUGAGUUGUUCUAACUUAAAGUAUGUUGACUUGAAGAAAAUAAGAAUUAAGUUUUUAAAGAAACAAAACUAGCAUAAUAACAGACUUCCCAGCAUGCAUUGCCGGGAGUUAAAACUGUCCAGACACUCUCAUUUUUUGUAGUUUGAUGAAAACAGACAUGAUGUAAACUUCAAGUCUAAAGUCGUUGCUGUUUCUUAUAAGGAAUAUAAUAAUAAAAAUAUAAGUCCACUUGAUUUGAAAACUUACAUUUAAUUGCUGCCUUAAAACAUGAGUAAACUUGACUUGAAAUGGCGACUGGUGUGAAUAAAGUUACCUUAACUUGAAAUUGUGAGAUAAAAUAGAGUGGAAUUGAAUGUUUUUUUUUAACAAGGUAAAGCAGGUUUUCUUGAAUGGAUAAUAUAACAUAAUUGAACAACUUUUACAAUUUCACUUUUUGAGUUGAAACAAAGCUUGUCUUAAACUUGUACAUUAGUUAUUAUAACUAAUGUUAAAAAAUUAUUAUAACUAAUGUUAUAAAAUGACGUUAGCUAUAAAUAAUGUGUAGAUCCUGUAUACUCAUCCCUUUUACAUCUAUUUAAUUUUGAUUAGAACAUGUGAUAUAUGUCUUAAUGUAGACCUGCUAAAAUUCCAUAUAUUAAUUCAGCUCAGUCAUGCCUGGUGUUUGUGGGACUAUCCUCUAGCUAAAGUUUCCUGAAAGUAAAUUAAUAUAUUCAUCAUAGACACUCAUAUCGGAAAUAUCCACUUACUGUACUCGUGUGUUUGUAGCACUGUAUUUCCUCAACAUUUCACAUUCUGUUUGUUCAGACAUGUAGAGGAACCCUCACACCAUUUGGGAUGAGUCAGAGCUUGCAUCGCCAAAUGAGCGGAGUUCAGAUGUGUCAACACCCAUUUGUCCUGGCUUUAUUUUGCACUUCUUUUAUUUCUGGGGUUUGUCAAAAUAUUUGUCAGUUCAUCUGCAUUUGCGCCAAAACUGACAACUGUUUACUGACAUUUUUAAGGCAGCAACUGAAUUUAAGUUUUUAACCACAUGAAUUAUUUUUACGGCCUGAGAAGCUGUUAAAGACACGUUAAAACGAUAGGAAAUAAUAUGUAACUUACAUCAGUGUAGUUAUGUGCUGUGAUGUAUUUAUUUCCAUCCGGUUGCAGGGCAGAAUCAUCAUGUUUCAGCUCUGUGUGUCUCUUCAACCUCUUCAACAGCAGAGAGGGAAACCAGAAAGUAAUGAUCAUGUGUGGGGGUCUAUGUCAGUUCAGGUUUUAUGGAAUCCAUAUAGAAUCCUUCAUGUUAUUGUGAGAGAAGUUUUCAUCACCUGAUCCGCAGCAGAAAGGGACACAAUGUUUGUUCACGUAACGAAUGAAAGGGCAGAACUGAUGUCUGUGGAUAUGCUGCUUAUUGUUAAUGAUGAAAACUGUGUAUAAUCCAGAGAAUGAAAGGAUGCAGGGAUGGAAUCACAGCUUCAUGUUGCUUUGUUGUGAUUCCCACUGACUUAUGAAUUUUUCUUAUUGCCCAGCCACCAACUACACUCUGUGCACUUUCCCCGCUUUUUAGGAAAAGAUCCUCAUAAUUACACAUUUAAUUACUUUGAAUUUCUGUUCAUUUAAACUCCUUUAUGAUCUCAAUUUUUAAAAACAGGUUUGUAGUGGAGGAUUUUUUUUUUCAGAUUUUCCAUCUAAUCAGAAUCACAAAAAUAUCAAAAUCAGCAUUAAAAAAAAAGCCAACACGUUAUAGUAGCUGUGGCUACAUCUGCUCUUGUGUUGUAGAAUAUGGGGUUGAUUCUGUCUCUAAAGGGUUAGUAGGGUUAGUAAUAUAUGUAAUAUCAAAUCUUCAAAUGUCAUGUGCUUAAACUAUAUGUGCACGUUGUCCUGAAUUGAUUUUUGAUUCAAUAAUUCAGUUGAUAGAAUAUAACUCUUAUAUCUUUGAAUAGUUGGUCAAUGAGUUUGUGUCUGUCUCGUGUUUGUUAAUAAAUGGCUCCACUGGAGUUCAGCUGUGUCUUCUCUUGUAUGUAAAUAAUAAAAAAUGUCGACUGAUGA